CCUGCCUCGUACUGUCAAUGUCAGCCCAGCCUGUGUUGAUGGGCGACAUGAAAAAGUGUCUAACUUACUAUUUAAAUAAAAAAUGAUUAGUACAAUAACAACAUAAACAAUGUCGAUGGACGAAAACGAAUUCUUCAAGCAGACCGUGCAACACCUGGCCCGCUGUCUGUCCAACAUACAGCCGACACCAUGGGAAAAAGUAAACACCCUGUUCAUGUUAUGCCCGCAAGCGAGCUCAACACUUGUAGUAACGACCCGCAGCAUGGAGGCCUGCAUAGCCCUAGGGCUGUACUACUUGCAGAGCGGAAUGCAGCACCAGGAUAAGCUGCAUCCGUACUUCUUGAAGGUGCUGAAGUGCCUUACUACGGCUCAGUUUGAGGAGCCGGUGUGCCGGAUAAAGAGUGGUGACCGUAUUCCGAUGUCCGAGAAGUUCAGCUUCUGCCUGAACACGCUCCUAUCCGACGUGGCGACGAAACAGCCGUCACUGCGCGAGGAGAUCAUCACGGCGCAGAUCGAGCUAAUGGCGAGCUUGACGCAGGUCAUCCUGGAGUGCCAUCAGACGAGGGACUAUAGCGGCGGUGUGUCCAAACUGCAGCUGUGCAAGGGGACUAUACCUGUGCUUAUAGGUCUCGCGAGAUCCAUGGGCCGUUUCGCCACCAUCGACCCCCCUCUCCUCUGCCGCCUGUUCCCCCAGCCGCCCAGCCCAGUCAAAAACAAGGAGCCCGAACCCAACUUCGAAUACUCCACCCUAGACAAAAAGAGGAAAUUCAACCAAUUCCGACCGAUCAUACCCAGAUCCCUAUCAGGAAAUUUAAAUCCAGUAGAACAUAUCAUGGAAAACGGGAGCGAUACUGUAGAUGGUACCCUAAAAAGGGGAUCUCUUAACAGCUACCAUUCUGUCCCCUACGACCCUACAACAUACUUCUUCCACAAAUUCGGGUCCAGUUUCAACCAGUUCCCAUACAUGAGGUUCUCGGAGUCUCCAGAGAGGAGAAUAAAUGUGCAGUUCUAUGUGAGAUACCUGCAGAACAUUCUGUCGUACGCGAAGAAGUUGUUGACCAAGGAUUUGCUGGCGUUUUUGGACGAAGAGGCGGAUGAUAUAUACGCGGCUGGGCAAAUACAGGUGUUCCCAUACAAGUCGUUCUCAGAGACGCUGAACCUAGUUAUGGUGACAUUGCUGAGGGAAAUAUUACAGCACCAGAAAGAUCUACCCGGACCUUUCACCAAAGAUGUGCAAGAAUUCGUGAAAUGCCUGUUUCUAAGCGGGCAAACAGAGCUGCAGUCGCGCCACCACGAUGCGUCAGAGAAGGAAGACAGAGAGAGCAACUUCGCCACCGUCAACAAGUUCAAGGUCAACGUCAUGGCGAACUCUGCGUGUGUCGAUCUACUGGUGUGGGCCAUUGGCGAUGAAACAGUGGAUGAGGAGUGUGGAGUGCCGGCUCUUAUAAACGCUCUAACCAUAUUAAUAGGUGCCGACUCCUUGUGUGGCCGUCUCACUGAGAAGAUCAACUCGAAUCACAAUCAUAAAUUGAUACUGGCGCAUAUGCCUCUCCUCAUGGUCUGUCUUGAAGGACUUGGUAAACUCGCAACGAAAUUCCCGACGAUAGCGAACACUUCGAUAUACUGCCUGAGGGAUUUCCUCGUCACCCCCUCGCCGAUAUUAUUCAAACUGCACAAGUUAGAGCUAGAAAAGACGGGAAAGGAGCACAUGAAAGUUACAUUACAAGGUAAAGAGCUGCAAGGCAUGACAGAGACCGGGGUCCCGGUCAAAUCUACGCCUUUCGAAAAGCUUCGGGACGCGGCCAUAGAGAAUCUUUGCGUGGCCUUAGAAGCUGCGCUUACUGUGGACCCCUUCUGUGUGCCUGCGCUCGUGGGUUCCGUUAGUAACAGACUCUUCACUGCUGAAACUAGUGACAGCGAAUCAUCAUUGAUAAGCACAAACAUAGUGAUAAUGUUGGGUCACGUGGCGGUGGCCUUGAAAGACACGCCGAAGACUACGGACACGGUUCUUCAGUUCUUCCAACAGAGAUUAUGCCGCGCCCCAUCAUCCUUAGACACGCUGAUAGUGGACCAGCUGGGCUGCAUGGCGCUGGCCAGCCCCGCGGGCCCGGCGCACGACGAGAUCAUGCGCAUGUUCACCGUCAUCACCGUGGAGGCCGCCUCCGCCGCCUACCACCACACCGACGACCGCAAGCAGUACAGACACGUCUCCGGCGCCGUUCUGAACGCUCUAGCGAACAUCGCGGCGAACGUUCGAGGCACGAGCGCCCGGCUCGAACUACUUACUCGUCUACUCGAACUGUUCGUGCAGCUGGGAUUGGGCGGCGAGCGCGCUACGGACCGAUCGCCUGCUCCCGUGCUCAAGAGCUCAGGCAGCGCAGGGAACCUUGGUGUGCUGAUACCGGUCAUAGCGGUAUUAGUGAAGAGACUGCCCCCGAUAAAGAACCCAAAGCCCCGGCUUCACAAGCUCUUCCGCGACUACUGGCUUUACUGCGUAGUCAUGGGAUUCACCGCGGCAGAAUCACGGUUAUGGCCGCAAGAAUGGUACGCCGGCGUAAAAGAGAUAGCAGUAAAAUCUCCCUACUUGGUCUCGCAAACUUCACUCCGUUCUGACCUGCGCGAGCUUCAGUACACAUCAGCUGUCAGAAACGAUUCUGUAUCAGUGACAGAGCUUCAGGAGUUGAAGACACAGAUCUUGAACCUUUUGGAUCAUCCUCAAGAUGUAUCGGUGAUAGUUGGCAAGCUUACUUUCGCGCCGUGCAUGUAUCUGCUCAGUGUGUACUGGCUUGAAACUUUGAGGGUGACCAACUCACCGGAGCCCAGUCUACAGCCGAUCAUCGAGUACCUGAGCGACACGGCGCUGCAGAAGGACAAGAGUAUGAUGUGGCAAUGCGUCGCCAGUGUCGGCGACAAAGUGUUCCUCAAAUUCCUGGACGUGAUGUCAGAGAAGGUGAAAGAUGAGUCGCGAGAGCGCGAGCUCGAGAGCCACGCUCAGUUCCUAUUGGUCAACUUCAACCACAUACAUAAGCAGAUACGGCGAGUGGCCGACAAGUGGUUGGCUGGACUGGUGGAUAGAUUCCCGCAUCUGCUGUGGAACUGUAGGGUUCUCUGGUCCAUGUUGGAUAUCCUGCAAGUCCUGAGCUACAGCUUGGAGUUGGACCCCAAUGAGGAGACGCCGCUACUCAAAGUGCCUGGCACUGACUUCACUCUGCAGCUGCAGGAUACCUUGGAAGGGAGAGAGGGAAUAGUGAAAGAUUUCGCCGAUCGCUGCCACGGCAUAGUUCAGGAGGCCAUGAAAUGGGCGCCGCAGUCCACACGCUCGCAUCUGCAGGAGUACCUGAAUCAGGUCCCGAACUCAACACUGUGGCACCACGUAGGGCUGGCGCUCGCGACUGGGGCACUCUUAGGCGCGGCGGGACUCAACCGCGCAUCGGCCCCUCUAUCCCGUGCCGCUCUAGAGAAGCGUCCCUCCUGUGUCACGCAGGAUUCAGCGGCAUUGCUAGCUGUAGUGUCACAGAGGAGUCGAUACGCCGGUGAAGUGGCCGGCGCAGUGGCGGCGGAGGGCGGCGGCGAAGCUGCCUUAUGGCGCGUGGGCGCCCGCCUCCACACCGCACUAAAGGACGCCUGCAGCAGCGAGAGCGAGACGGCGCAUCGUGCGGCGUUGUGGCGUGCCACAGCGCUACUAGUGCAUGCGCGACAUCACGCCACGCAAGAUGGGACGGCACGCGCGCUGUUACAUUCAGUGGCAUGGUCCCAAGUGGACAUAUUCACCGAAGACGCCGUGACCUCCGCCGUGGAGUGCUGGCAGUGGCUGACCACGGCCCGGCCGGAGCUGGAGCUGAGACUACUGCAGGAAAUGUUCGCCGCGUGGCAGUGCACCGUCGACCGCCGCAUGGGGCUGUUCUCACCGCAAACUGAGGAGACGAGCCCGCUAGCCGCCUAUGAGGGGUCCAAACUAGAACCUCGGCCACCGUUCGUGGCGCCGCACGCAGUAUGGGUGCGCUACUUCUGCGAGCUGGCUGAGACAGCCAAGUACAACAGCCAUGAGAAGGUUGAGAUGCUUGCCAGUAUGCUCCAUAGAUCUUUACCAUUGGCCGUUGGAGAUAUUCGGGACAAUAUAAACAGGCACGUGGAAGCCGUGGGUGUCAGGUUCAAACUGUUAUCCUGCGGCCUAUCUCUCCUACAAGGCGACAUUCUACCCCGUUCUCUCGCCCGUAACAUCCUCAGAGAGCGCGUAUAUAGUGCGUGCCUAGAUUACUUCUGCCGCGGCCUGCAGUGUCCCAGCAAAACGUCCUGCGCUUUAAGAGAGGACAUCAUAUCGCUCAUCAAGUUCUGGCAGUUAAUGCAUUCUGAUAAGAAGUAUUUGAAAAGCAGUGAUAUUGGUGAUUUCGACCAGCUGGGCCCCAGCAGUCAACAGAGUAUCUACACGUCGAACUCCCCUACUGACGCGCGCUCGUCGGUCAACAGCAGCGACAUGGGCAACCGGCAGACCACCGGCUGGAUCAACACGGUCCCGAUGUCAACGACCACGCUCAGCAGCGGAGCCGGCAGCAUCGCCGGCAAGCGGUCGAAUAGAAGCGUGAAGCCACCCGCCAAGUCUCAGGACACAUUCGUAAAGGAUUAUGUUAGGAAGAGAAACCUUAUUCUGGAACUUAUGGCCGUAGAAAUAGAGUUCCUAGUGACGUGGCACAACCCACACGGGCGGCCGGAGCAGGCCAUCCCCGGCGAGGACAACAUCGCCACGUGGCGCUCCAAGCCGAACACCGAGCGCACGUGGCGCGACUACGCCAAGCUGGCGUGGGACAUCAGCCCCACGCUCGCCGUGUUCCUGCCGGAGAGGUUCAAUAACGAGGGUAUUAUCGCCGAAAUGCGUCGCAAAGUGCAGGCCCAGCCGACCGCCGUGUGCCACAUCCCCCAAGCCCUCAAAUAUCUGGUCACAACGGAGACCUUACUCAACGACGCGCAUGAGUUAGUCCACAUGGUGACAUGGGCCCGCGUGACGCCCGUGGAAGCUCUGUCGUACUUCAGCCGGCAGUACCCGCCGCACCCGCUGUCCGCGCAGGCCGCCGUGUCCGCGCUCACGUCCUACCCGUCCUCCGCCGUGCUGCUGUACAUCCCGCAGCUGGUGCAGGCGCUGCGCCACGACACGGUACGUGUCGAGACAUGUUACAGCCGGCAGUACCCGCCGUACCCGCUGUCCGCGCAGGCCGCCGUGUCCGCGCUCACGUCCUACCCGUCCUCCGCCGUGCUGCUGUACAUCCCGCAGCUGGUGCAGGCGCUGCGCCACGACACGAUGGGCUACGUGUCGGAAUUGAUAAAGUCCCUCGCGCGCAAGUCGCAGGUGGUCGCGCACCAGCUCAUAUGGAACAUGCAUACCAACAUGUACACCGACGAAGAAAUGCAUAACAAAGACCCUGUUCUUUACGACACACUGGAAGCGUUGACAAAGAAUAUAGUGGACACACUCUCGGGGCCAGCCAAAGCGUUCUACGAACGAGAAUUCGACUUCUUCGGGCAGAUCACGAACAUCUCCGGAAUAAUCCGACCGUACCCGAAGGGGGCAGAGAGGAAACGAGCAUGCCUUGAGGCCUUGAAGAAUAUUAAGGUCCAACCAGGAUGUUACUUGCCGUCCAAUCCAGACUCCAUGGUACUGGACAUCGACUAUAAGAGCGGCACACCGAUGCAGAGCGCAGCAAAGGCGCCUUACCUCGCACGGUUCCGUGUCCGCAAGUACGGUAUCGCCGAGAUGGAGGCGGUCGCAAUGGCCAUCGCGGCCGGUGAGGACCCACCUGCUGAGGAAGGCAAAGACCGCUUCACCUCCAUGGUGGCGGAAACGUGGCAGGCGGCCAUCUUCAAAGUGGGCGACGACGUCAGACAGGACAUGUUGGCGCUGCAAGUGAUCUCGCUGUUCAAGAACGUGUUCCAACAAGUCGGGCUCGACCUGUAUCUGUUCCCGUAUAAGGUGGUGGCCACGGCGCCAGGAUGUGGUGUGAUAGAGUGCGUGCCCAACGCGAAGUCGAGAGACCAGCUCGGCAGGCAGACGGACAUCGGGAUGUACGAAUACUUCAUUAAGAAAUAUGGCGACGAGACCACUAGAGAAUUCCAGGCGGCCAGGAGGUGUUUCGUGACGUCAAUGGCGGCGUACAGCGUCAUCGGCUUCCUGCUGCAGAUCAAGGAUCGGCACAACGGCAACAUCAUGCUGGAUACAGACGGACAUAUCAUACAUAUAGAUUUCGGGUUCAUGUUUGAGUCAUCGCCGGGCGGCAACCUGGGCUUCGAGCCCGACAUCAAGCUGACGGACGAGAUGGUGAUGGUGAUGGGCGGCAAGAUGGAGGCGCCGCCGUUCCGCUGGUUCUGCGAGCUGUGCGUGCAGGCCUUCCUCGCCGUGCGACCAUACCAAGAAGCCAUAAUAUCCAUGGUGUCCCUCAUGCUGGACACCGGGCUGCCCUGCUUCCGCGGGCAGACCAUCCGCCUCCUCCGCUCCCGCUUCGCGCCCAACUCCACGGAGAAGGAGGCGGCUGCCUUCAUGCUGUCCGUAAUAAGGAACUCCUUCCUCAACUUCAGGACGAGGACGUAUGACAUGAUACAGUAUUAUCAGAACCAGAUCCCGUAUUAAUUUGUAGAUGUUGGGGAAAAAUUGAGAUCGAAGGCCAGAGGACACCGGAUAUGUGCGCUAAAAUGUAGCCAUGGUAUUGUGACACUCACGUGUCACUGGCAAGACAGAGACAAAACACAUCCUUAUCACGUAAAUACAUCAUGGUGAAGAAAAAAACAUCCUGGUCACGGCACCAAAUUGUAACACGUAAAUGUCAGUGUCCCUCAUGCUGGACACUGGGCUGCCUUGCUUCCGCGGGCAGACCAUCCGCCUCCUCCGCUCCCGCUUCGCGCCCAACUCCACGGAGAAGGAGGCGGCGGCCUUCAUGCUGUCCGUAAUAAGGAACUCCUUCCUCAACUUCAGAACCAGGACGUAUGACAUGAUACAGUAUUAUCAGAACCAGAUCCCGUAUUAAUUUGUAGAGGUUGGGGAAAAAUUGAGAUCGAAGGCCAGAGGACACCGGAUAUGUGCGCUAAAAUGAAGUGAUAAUAUCCAUGGUAUUGUGAAACUCGCGUGUCACUGGCAAGACAGGGACAAAACAUCCUUAUCGCGUAAAUACAACCUGGUGAAGCAAAAAAUAUCCUGGUCACGGCACCAAAUUGUAACACGUAGAUGACAGGAUCGCUCAUGUUGGACUAUCCUGCUUGACCUGCGUCCGCGGGCAUACUAUCCGCCUCCUUCAGUCCCGCUUCGCCCAACUCGGAAAAGGAGGCGGCUGCCUUCAUGCCUGUAAUAACUACUAAUUCGGAAUUUGAUUACAGUUAGAUAUUCGCACUGUGUCGUUGCUUUAGUAAAAGAAUGUCGUCUUAUUAACUGAAGACCGAGGUAUACAGAUAAAUACCUAUUUUGUGCUUGGACUUCACAUAUAACUUGACAU
This is a messenger RNA of Cydia fagiglandana, 7472 nucleotides long. RefSeq names its product phosphatidylinositol 4-kinase alpha (gene Pi4KIIIalpha). Gene Ontology annotation, cellular component: plasma membrane; cytoplasm. The transcript has 39 exons. Gene Ontology annotation, biological process: phosphatidylinositol-mediated signaling; phosphatidylinositol phosphate biosynthetic process. Lineage: Eukaryota; Metazoa; Arthropoda; Insecta; Lepidoptera; Tortricidae. Bases 110 to 6616 code for a protein of 2168 amino acids. The record is from RefSeq and is a predicted model, not a curated record. Gene Ontology annotation, molecular function: 1-phosphatidylinositol 4-kinase activity.